AUGGGAAACGGAGUUGGCGCGAGUCUCUAUUUGGAGAACUUGCCGAGCACUGAGAGCGACCUCUUAACUUUCGCGCAGCGUAAAACGCAUUUCGAGUGCGACAAGUCGCUUCGCAAGGAGCUCUUCACCGCCAACACACGUCCGCCCAGUGUCCGCGUUCUUUACGAGGAUGCCGCCAGAGUGAGGCCAACACCUGCCGCCCUCGCCUACCAUUCACCGCAUUCGCCACGCUCAUUCACCUCGGCCGAUGGUUUGUCGGUAUGUGAUGCCGCCAACGCUGAAGGCGCACUAUUGGAUGGUGAUGGUGUGGUGUGCGCCAUGGGUGCCAGCGAUAUCGACGAACUAGUUUGUACGCCCGUCUUUGGUAAAACCAAUCGCAAGAUGCGCACACGAAUCGAUGCUGAAAUUGAAAUAAGAUUGAUGCCUCAAACUAGCAAUGCAUGGCACAUUGUAGCAAAUGAGUUUGAAAGGAAGUGGAAUUUUCCACACUGCUUGGGUGCUAUAGGUUUGAAGUCCUCAAAUUGA
Rhagoletis pomonella (apple maggot) is the source of this 525-nucleotide messenger RNA. RefSeq lists its product as uncharacterized. The transcript is spliced from 3 exons. The record is from RefSeq and is a predicted model, not a curated record. The coding region runs from base 1 to 525 and encodes 174 amino acids. Lineage: Eukaryota; Metazoa; Arthropoda; Insecta; Diptera; Tephritidae.